Messenger RNA from Schistosoma rodhaini, 2849 nucleotides. The record is from the annotation of a GenBank genome assembly. NCBI's taxonomy places the organism in Eukaryota, Metazoa, Platyhelminthes, Trematoda, Strigeidida, Schistosomatidae.
GCAUGAGCCAUUUAACCUGAUCAAGCGAAGUUGGAUGUAAUAAAUUUUUCGCGUUACACAUCGCAAAUAAUUUACAUUUCAAGUUAAACAAACAAUGUCAACUAUAAUUCAAGAAAAUGAUGAUCAUUUCACAAAUGAACCUUCAACGAAACGUACAAAAUAUUUAUUUGAAACUUCCUCGUCAAAUAAUGGAGAAGGAUUUAAUCUGAACACAUCUUUCAAUUCAUUGAUCGAAAAAAACUUUACAAAAUUACAUUCAACAAAUAUUCUAUCAUCAUAUUUAGGUACAGAUAAUGCAUCGAUUAAUCAUAUGAAUAGUUCUUCUGAUUUAAAUAUACCACAAUGCGAUCACGGGAAUGAAUUCUCACAUUCAAAACCGCAUCUGUCUAGUUGUCACUUAUCCUCUACAAAUAUUCACUCAGUUUCUUCACAUAGCAAUCUUGAUUCUUAUUCUAUGAAUAAACCUUCUACAUCUCAACAACAACUACAACAGUAUCCACAUUAUCAACAUUCGGAGCAGUUAGAAAAUCUAUGCGCCGAAAUGUCGAAUUCAACUAGUGAUAAAUUAUUGCAUGUAUUAUCAACUUCAUCUUCAACAUCCUCGUUUACGUAUAGAAAUGAUUUAAAUUUUCCAGGAAUUUCUGGUGACAUUAGUAAAACAAGUGAAUUGUCGGCGGCAACAAGUACUUGUUCAAAUAUUCAACAAUUUAUAUCUAAUGGAAAUUACAACACCACUACUGGUAAUAAUAGAUCAUUACUAUUAUUGAAUAAUGGAUCCUUGAAUAAUUCAUCUAAUCAUCUAUCUAUAAAUGAGGAAAGCAUUGUCAAUACACCAUCAAUAUUCUGUCAGUAUCAGUCGUUGAUAACAACUACAACAACAACAAAUACUACUACUACCACAACAGCAAAAAAAGCAUUCACAGCAAUAUCAAAUGUAACUACAAGAAGUGAUAAUGAAAUUGAGUUAAUGAAUUCAAAAGGUUGCAAUAUGGAUUUGAUGCCAAAUUUGACAGAAUCUAAUGAAAAUAAUCACAAUUCUCCUAAAUUUAUUAAUAAUACAUUGAAUUUAUUAGAAAUUCCCACUUCAUCAUAUCCUAUAACAACUAAUCAUAUGAAAGAUUCUUAUUUGCCAUCUAUGUUUAUUCAUGAUAAUGUAUUAUCUGAAAACAAUCAAUGUACUACUAAUGAAGAACAAUCAUGGAUCAUUUCUGAUAAUAAUAAUAAUAAUCAAAAUUAUUUGAGUUUACAAAUUCAAAAUGGUGAUCACCAAGUUUACUUUCCACAUAAUGAACAUCAUUCACAAUAUCAACAGAAUACAUAUAAGCAUGAUGAUAUUUAUCCAAAUAAUCUGAUCAAUUAUUCAAAGAAUACACUUCAACAAGAAGAAGAAGAACAAAUAUCAAGUUCAACAUUAUUAUCAAAUUUAUACAACAAUAAUGAUGGUUAUUUACAUACAAAAGUAAUGAACUCAAUGAGACUGCAUUCAAUAAAUGAAGCAUUACAUGGUUCCAAUCAACAACAACAACAUCAACAAAAUCCACAUUCACAACACCAACAGUUGAAUAUAAAUUAUAAAGGUUUAGAAAAAUCAGAUGAUAAGUUUACACGAAUAUUUAUAUGGGAUUUAGAUGAGACAUUAAUUAUAUUCCAUACUCUUCUUACUGGUUAUUAUGCGCAUAGAUAUGGUAAGGAUCCGGCAGUAGCUGGUACCUAUGGUUUACGAAUGGAAGAGUUAAUUUACAAUUUGGCCGAUACAUAUUUAUUUUUCAAUGAACUUGAAGAAUGUGAUCAAGUUCAUAUUGAUGAUAUACGUGGAGAUGAUAAUUAUCAAGAUUUGAUGAAUUGUCGUUCAGACCCUGAAGCAUAUGGAGAUAAUUCUUCAACAAUAACACAAUCGAUUAUUUUAUCAUCAUCAUCUACUUCUUCUUCUUCAACAACAAUAACAACAACCGUACAUACUCCGAUGACAUCUUCAUUAGAAACUUCAUCACCCAUAAAUGGUAGUAUGCUGUCACCGCCACCAAUAUCCUCAUUAUCCUCAGUAGCACCAUUAACAAAUAUGAUUGGAGAAAUUCCAACUAGGGUUAAUACACCAACCUUACAUGGUAGUAUGGAAUGGAUGCGUAAAUUGGGAUUUCGUUAUCGUAGAAUACGUGAAAUCUAUAACUAUUCAAGAUACAAUGUUAGUGUACUUUUAGGUUAUCCUAAAGCAAACCAAUGGAUUAAUUUAAAAAAUAAUUUGGAUAUUUUAACUGAUCAUUGGUUAAGUAUGGCUAUAAAAGCAACAGAGAAAAUAAAUAAUCGUGAAGACAGUGUUAAUAUAUUGGUAACAACAACACAAUUUAUACCAUCAUUAGCAAAAAUUUUACUUUAUGGAUAUGGUAAUUCAUUUCAAAUUGAAAAUAUUUAUUCUGCUACAAAAGUUGGUAAAGAGAAUUGUUUCGAACGAAUCGCAUCAAGAUUUGGAAGAAAAUGCACUUAUGUAGUUAUUGGAGAUGGUAAGGAGGAAGAAGACGCCGCAAAACAGUUCAAUUGGCCAUUUUGGAGAAUAAAUGCUCAUUCAGAUUUGAAUGCUUUAAAUCAUGCUUUGGAUUUAGGAUAUUUAUAAUUUACUAAUCUUAUAUGAAAUGAUUCAUUUUUUUGACUUAUUCUCUUGCAUUAUUAUUAGUAGUAUAGUUCUUAUAAUAUAAAUUAAAACAACUUACGCUUUUAUUUUAGAAAAAGAAAGGUACCUAUCUUGAAUAAAUUACCAUGUAAAUAAUUCAUCUUAGAUAUACAACAUUACUUGAUUCAUUUAUCAAUGUUUGUAUUGUAAUACAUAUUAAAUCUAUAAAUUAACACAUUAUUCA